GAUUGCUCCUGUCUGGCGGCGGCAGCAUGGCGGCGGCGGCGGUGCAGGAGGUCGGCUCAGCCCAGCAGUUUGAGGAGCUGCUGCGCCUCAGAGCCAAGUCCCUCGUUGUGGUCCAUUUUUGGGCGCCAUGGGCCCCGCAGUGCGCUCAGAUGAACGACGUCAUGGCAGAGCUGGCCAGAGAGCACCCGCAGGUCUCGUUCGUGAAGUUGGAAGCUGAAGCUGUUCCUGAAGUAUCUGAAAAAUAUGAAAUUAGUUCUGUUCCCACCUUUCUGUUUUUCAAGAAUUCUCAGAAAAUUGACCGAUUAGAUGGUGCACAUGCCCCAGAAUUGACCAAAAAAGUCCAGCGGCACGGCUCCGUGGGCUCCCUGCCCGCCGGCGGGAGCGGGCAGCCCAAGGAGGACCUCAGCGCGCGCCUCAAGAGGCUGACGCACGCCGCCCCCUGCGUGCUGUUCAUGAAGGGGACUCCGCAGGAGCCGCGCUGCGGUUUCAGCAAGCAGAUGGUGCAGAUUCUCAACAGACACAACAUUCAGUUCAGCAGCUUCGACGUCUUCUCAGAUGAGGAAGUGCGCCAGGGCCUCAAAACCUUCUCCAACUGGCCCACCUAUCCCCAGCUCUACGUUUCUGGCGAGCUCAUAGGAGGACUCGACAUAGUCAAGGAGCUGGAAGCGUCCGGAGAACUCGACACCGUUUGCCCCAAAGCCCCCAAAUUAGAGGAACGGCUCGCAGCCCUGACGCGGAAAGCCCCCGUGAUGCUCUUCAUGAAGGGCAGCAGGCAGGAGGCCAAGUGUGGAUUCAGCAAACAGAUCCUGGAAAUACUGAAUAGCACCGGUGUGGACUAUGAGACAUUCGACAUAUUGGAGGAUGAAGAAGUUCGGCAGGGACUGAAGACGUUCUCCAGCUGGCCCACGUACCCGCAGCUGUACGUGAGAGGGGAGCUCGUCGGAGGGCUGGACAUCGUCAAGGAACUGAAAGAAAACGGCGAGUUGCUGUCCACACUGAAAGGGGAAAACUAGUAAACGUUACAGGUGGCCCGAGUGCAGGAAAUGCCCUCCGACAGCGGAGCAGCCCGCGGCCAGGCCUCCCCGUGGACGCGGAGGGGGGCCUCGUCCCGGCUUCGCCCUGCGGGCCUGCGCCCCACGGGCUGUGCUAAAUACAUGUAUGUUACAUUUUUUUCCACCAAAAAUAGAAUUCAAUAAACAUCCUUAAAUUCAGCGAAAA
Messenger RNA from Pteronotus mesoamericanus, 1218 nucleotides. RefSeq names its product glutaredoxin 3 (gene GLRX3). The record is from RefSeq and is a predicted model, not a curated record. Bases 27 to 1013 code for a protein of 328 amino acids. Gene Ontology annotation, biological process: intracellular iron ion homeostasis. Gene Ontology annotation, cellular component: cytosol; nucleus. Lineage: Eukaryota; Metazoa; Chordata; Mammalia; Chiroptera; Mormoopidae. The transcript has 11 exons.